Acipenser ruthenus (sterlet) is the source of this 7646-nucleotide messenger RNA. RefSeq lists its product as uncharacterized. The transcript is spliced from 2 exons. Gene Ontology annotation, molecular function: nucleic acid binding; aspartic-type endopeptidase activity. The coding region runs from base 1 to 5406 and encodes 1801 amino acids. NCBI's taxonomy places the organism in Eukaryota, Metazoa, Chordata, Actinopteri, Acipenseriformes, Acipenseridae. The record is from RefSeq and is a predicted model, not a curated record. Gene Ontology annotation, biological process: proteolysis; DNA integration.
AUGGCGGACGCGAGAGAGAUGAGAGAAGACGAGCUGCGAGCCAGACUGGAGGAGCUGGUCGCUGAGCUGUGGGUCAGGAGCUACCCGAGAAUGGGCGCUGCAUGGGGAGGAGAGAACAUGGAGCGAGGGAGGAGCAAGAACCCUUGGGCGAAAGAGGAAAGAGGGAUCAAGAUGGCGGAGCUGGGAGACAGACAGACUGCUCCGCAGGCUGAGGGGCACUGCGCCAUCGUCAUCGAGGGAGAAGGAGAUUCUUCGGCCGCCGCAAGGACCUCAUCAGCCACAGAGAUAGGAGGAGCGCAAGUGCGCGUCAAGGAGGAGGCAGCGUCACCAUCGGACACGCCCGCCCUGCAGCAGAAUGUCAACAAGGGGGUUUAUUACAGCCGUUUGCAGUACAACGGUAAGGCCGAUUGGCGAGACUUUGUAAAGCAGUUUGAAAUGAUGGCAAUGGUAAACAACUGGACAGACAGAGAGAAAGCCAGUAAUUUAAUUGCUUGUUUAGAAGAAGAGGCUUUACAUUGUUUAACCACCGUCGAUCUAAAUGGCUGUAGUAGCUAUGGGACAUUGGUUGCUGAACUGAGCGUGUGUCUGACAAGAGAGCGUGAUGUUAAGCCCCGAUAUGGGCCCCGUGCCGAUCACGGGAGAGAGAAUAUGCGGUGUGGGGGGAACAUGUUGCCAGGGGCGAGCCGGCAGCCAGUGAAAGCAGGCCGAUAUGACGGUAGAUCGACGUGGGAGGCGUACCACGUCAAAUUCAGGAUGGCAGCGCUCACUAAUGACUGGGGGCCGACGGAGAAAGCAGGACAGUUGGCGGCUGCAUUAGAGGGAGAAGCGCUGCAGGUUCUGCUGGACUUGGGCCCAGACGAGGUGGCCCAAUACGAGGUGUUAACCGCAGCUCUCGAACGCCGUUUUGGGAGAGUGGAGCCCGCAGUCGGGUUGCGCCUGCAGCUGGCCAACCGCACUAGAGCUCCCGGAGAGAAACUGGGCGUACUGGCUGCUGAUGUCCGGUACCUGGCCCGGAGGGGGUACCCAAUGUUCCCGCCAGCCACCCAGGAGGACCUGGCUGUCGAGGCCUUUGUUCGCGGACUGACCCCGACCGCUCUACGUCAGCAGGUCCGGUUUGCUGCCCCAACCUCCCUAGAGCUUGCCGUGGCUCACGCCGAACGAGUCGAGGCGGUGCUCGAGGAGGGGGAGCGGGACCAUGCCCCUGGGAGCGAGAGUGCUGUGCUGGGGCUGUGGACAGCCUGGCCACCUACGGCGCCACUGCCCAGCAGCAGCUGCUGCACCACCACCACACCUGACACAGCAACCGCAGGGAAACGCCAAGGGGCCCGCAUAGACGGGACGACGCGUGCCCCCAGUCCAGUCCCAUUAAUCGCGGACCACCCAGCUGCAGCGGCCGCCACCAGUACUAACCCGUGUAGCCGACAGAGCAGGGCGUCACCCCUCACGGAAACAGCCGACCACAGACAGUGCCAGCCAGCUAUAGCGGUAGGAAGGACCACUGCCGGGGACUUCUGCCAUGUCCCCGUCCGCAUUGAGGGGGUCCCGUGCACUGCUCUCGUGGACACUGGCUCCACGGUGACUCUCAUCCGCCCCGAUGUGCUCCCUGCAGGGGUCCGGCUGGAGCCCACCACCGUGCAGUUGCGCACUGUGACUGGAGAGCUAGCCCCCAUGCAAGGAAAGGGCAACCUUGCUAUUGAAGUGGCUGGACGGACAGUACACCACCCUGUCUGGGUAGCAGCUGUACAGGACCCCUGCAUACUGGGCCUGGACUUCCUGCGCUACACAGGCGGACAGCUAAACCUCCGGACCGGGACACUGCACAUACAGGGGAGCCCGGCUUUAGCUUUAGCCUCACCCCUUGGACCGCUGGGUCGGAGUCGGGACCCCUUCGCACGACAGUUUCGGGAUCUGCCGAGGACACAACGGACCGCCGCCAUGAGACGGGAGACCUCAGCACACCCCCGGGCUCCAUCAUGCGCCAGUCUCAUCAGGGACAAUACAGCGUCUCGACGGCCCCCACUCCGGAAGGAGCUACUGCUUGCACAGCCGCCUUCAGGUGCCAGCGCUCGCCAGCCAACAUGGCCACUCUCAGGCCGCAACGCUCGCCAGCCAACACGCCCACCCUCAGGCCGCAAUGCUCGCCAGCAUGUACAGCCGCCCUCCUGCAGUUCUAGCGUGGCCCAGGGGAAUGCAGCUCUCCCCCAGGCAGCCCCGCCACCCUGCCCGGCGCCGCCAACCGCUACCCAAGGGCUGCGGGAGGAUACCGCCAUGCCACGCCCUACUGUCAGGAGUAAUUCAGCGUCCCCAGCAAUCUCCCCUCCGCCACCAGUCUCCCCUGAAGACCCAGCUCUCAGCGCAGUGCAUGCAGUUUGGCUCAGGAGCUGCGAAGGGCUUUGCACAGAAGAGCGUCGCCAGCUGUGGGAACUGGUGUAUGAGUAUCGACACAGUUUCGCUACCGCCUCGGAUGACGUGGGGCGGACACACCUGGUGCAGCACCAGAUCGAGACGGGAGCCGCCCGCCCCAUUAAGCAGCGCCCUCGCCGCCAACCACUCGCCCUCCAGGAAGCCACAGAGCAGGUGCUGGAGGAGAUGAAGGCAGCGGGGAUCAUUGAGCCGUCCGACAGCCCCUGGACCUCGCCGGUAGUCAUGGUGCGGAAGAAGGACGGCAAGUGGCGCUUCUGCGUCGAUUACCGGCGAGUGAACGAUGUGACGGAGAAGGACUCCUACCCCCUUCCCCGCAUCGAUGAGUCCCUGGACUUGGUGGCCGGCUCUAGAUGGUUCUCUUCGCUGGACCUCCGCAGCGGCUACUGGCAGGUUGCGCUGGAUCCCUCUGCACGGCCGAAGACUGCCUUCUCCACUGGACGGGGUCUGUGGCAGUUUACUGUGAUGCCGUUCGGACUUUGCAACGCCCCCGCAACGUUCGAGCGGCUCAUGGAAAAGGUGCUGGCCGGAGUACCCCCCUCGGAGUGCCUGGUCUACCUGGAUGACCUGCUAGUCCACGGAGGGACCUUCCAGGACGCCCUGGCCUCCCUGCAUGAGGUGCUCCGGCGAGUGAGGAAAGCGGGGCUAAAACUGCACUCUGAAAAGUGCCAGCUGAUGCGCCAGGAGGUCUCGUUCCUCGGGCACCGAGUGGGAGCAGAGGGGAUCCAGACAGAGGUGGACAAGGUCACCGCAGUGAGGGACUGGCCUAUUCCCGUCAACCCCCGGCAGGUUAGAAGCUUCCUAGGGCUUGCGUCCUACUACCGCAGGUUUGUGCAGGGCUUUGCCACCAUCGCUGCCCCCCUGCACCGCCUCCUGAGGAAAGACGAGCCCUUUGAGUGGACCCCGGCGUGCCAGGAGGCGUUCGCCUCCCUGCAACAUGCGCUGUGCCAGUCCCCGGUGCUGGCUCCCCCGGAUGUCCGUUCUCCCUUCCUGCUGGACACGGAUGCAAGCAACGAGGGGAUCGGGGCUGUCUUAUCCCAGCCGGGUCCAGAAGGGGAGCAUGUGGUGGCGUAUUUUAGCCGGUCGCUCAGCAAGGCAGAGCGCCGGUAUUGCGUCACCCGACGGGAGCUGCUUGCGGUGGUGGAGGGGGUCCGCCACUUCCGCCACUAUCUCUGCGGGCUCCCCUUCACCAUUCGCACAGACCACGCUGCCCUGCAGUGGCUCCUGACGUUCCGGGAGCCGGAGGGACAGGUCGCCCGUUGGAUCGAGCAGCUCCAGGCGUUUCAGUACCGGAUCCAACACCGGGCUGGUGAGAAGCACGCCAAUGCGGACGCGCUGUCCCGUCGUCCCUGUGCCCGGGAGGGAUGCGCCCAUUGCAGCAGAAAGGAGGAGAGGGAAGCAGAGCUGUCCCGCCGGGGGGAAGAGCAAUGCCGGGUGGCAGUAUCGGCUGAGAGGGUGGAUUGGAGAGCCCAUCAGGACCGAGACCCGGACCUCCGCCCCAUACUACAUUGGCUAGAGGAGCAGCGAAGGCCUCCCUGGGAGGAGGUGGCCCCUUUUUCCACCGCCACUCGGGGGCUGUGGGCUCAGUGGAGCGGGUUGGCCUUGCGUGACAGAGUCCUUCAGCGGCAGUGGAAGGUGCCCGCCACGGGGGAGGUGAGGUGGCAGGUGGUUGUCCCGGGGGCGAUGCGCCAGGAGGUGCUAGAGGCCCAUCAUGGGACCCCAGGCACUGGUCAUUUUGGAGUGACGAAGACCCUGAGGCGGCUCCGCCAGUCGUUCUACUGGGGGCAGUGCAGGCGAGACGUGGAGGACCACUGCCGACGCUGUGACAUCUGCACUGCCCGGAAAGGACCCCAGGGCCGGUCGCACGCCCCACUCCAGCAGUACCAGGUCGGGGGGCCUAUGGAGAGGGUUGCCGUGGACGUACUAGGCCCUUUUCCACGCUCCGAGAGGGGGAACCGGUUCGUUCUGGUGGCCCUCGAUUACUUCACUAAGUGGCCAGAGGCGUACGCUUUGCCAGACCAGGAGGCAGAGACGGUCGCUGAAGCACUGCUGGAGGGGUUCUUCAGCCGGUUCGGGGUCCCUCAAGAGUUGCAUUCCGACCAAGGGCGCAACUUUGAGUCCCGGGUCUUUGCCGGGAUGUGCCGGCGCCUGGGCAUCAAGAAGACGCGGACCACCCCUCUGCACCCUCAGAGCGACGGACUGGUGGAGAGGUUCAACCGCACGCUGGCCGUACAGCUGGCUGUCACCACCGCCACCCACCAGCGGGACUGGGACACCCGCCUGCCUGUCGUGCUGUUGGCCUGCCGCUCUGCUGUCCAGGAUUCCACCGCCUGCACCCCUGCCCUGCUCAUGCUGGGGCGUGAGCUGCGCACUCCUGCGGAGCUAGCUUUUGGUCGUCCCCCAGAUGCCCCCAGUGUACCCCCGGGCCCUGAGUAUGCCAGGAGACUACAGGACCGACUGGAAUCAGCCCACAGCUUCGCCAGGGACCAGUUGCAGGCUGCUGGGGUACGGCAGAAGCGGAACUAUGACCUCCGAGUACGGGGGCGCCACUUCACCGCCGGGGAGCUCGUGUGGGUCUUCAGCCCCAAGAGACAGCGGGGCCGUUGCCCCAAAUUGGACAGCCACUGGCUUGGUCCUUGCCAUGUCCUGGAGAGGAUCGGGGACGUGGCCUACCGGGUGCAGCUACCUCACAGAGGACGCAAGGUAGUGCUGCACCAGGAUCGGCUGGCCCCCUACCUGGGACAACACCCAGCACCAUCCGACCCAGCAGCUUCUGACAGUCCUCUCCUGCCCCCUCCUGAUCCACCCCGCCCUAACAGUCCCCCCACCCCCAGGGCUGAGGGUUCCUCCCCCGACGGUUCAGUUUCCCUGUCCCCUGUGGCUGACAGGAGCCCGUCCUCCACGCAGGGCUCCCGCCCGCAAAGACAGCAUCGCCUCCCGGGUCGUUUUCGAGACUUUGUUCUUCCCUCGGGGACGAGGGACUAAGGGGGGGGCUGUGUAACGACCCUGGCGAUGGCAGCAUCCUGGACAUUGUGUUUGUCUUGUUUGUUACGUCCUGUUUAAGGUUCCAUGUAUUGUGAGGGUACGGGGCACGCCGUUGGUGUGUGUCUGCGUGAGUGCAUGCGUGUGUGUGCAGUGGGCGGUUCCCCCAGAGGCUAUAAGUAGGAGGGGGGGGAAGCCGCGAGCGGGAGAAUGCGUGUGAAUGUCUGACUGGAGAGCGAUUACGAGAGACAGAGUACCGGCUGAGAGAGUGCUUGUCGGUGAGUCUGCGGUGUAAAAGAGAGAGAGACAGCUAUUUGUUAUUUUGGCGUGAACCCCGGCCCAAACAGGGUUUCGUUGUGUUAUUAAAGAAAUUAAAAAAAUAAAAGUACGUGGAACCUCAUCUGGUCUCUCCCGAGUCUGUCUCAUCCCCAUAGCACAGAACGCUACAAUAUGGACUCAUUUUCACAGAGCAACGUCAAUCCGUGGAAGCAGACCGGCUGAACUAGCUGACGAUGCUGAAGUUUAAUAGCAAGGUGUUGCACCGUGGUAAAGUUGGUGUGAAGUUCGAUAUUGAUUUGAUAUUCACAACCAUAUCACCUAGACUGUUUCAAACCAGCUUUAUUGGGAAGCUGACAUUCCUUUGACUGUGAAUCCUAUUAAUACUUUGUUUAAAUCAAACCACAUCCCAUAUGCGCGUAUAGUAUACAGGGCUGGAUGAGGAAGCUUUAUAUUAACCAAAGAAUGUCUCGUUUCUGUAGACGGCAAACUCCAAGUACAGCCAGUGAAACCGUGAAGCGCAGCAUUACCCCUCUGUGCCGCGUCUUCACUGUCUUCAUCGCGGGCGGUAUUGUUUCAGUGCCCUCCUUUACCCCGGUGAAGUUGGGUUGGUUUUGGAUAGUCGCGUGGAUAGUCGAUAUUUGCCCAUUCACUACAUUGUACGUCAGAUAAGAGUUAAGAGCUCCUACAUACCAAUUCGCAAAUGAAUGAUAUUUCACCUAAUGAAAGUCUCGAUAUUAAUGGAUAAAUGAAGGCAUGUCUCAUUGAUUUGAGAGUUCUGAACACGCAAAAUCAGAGCAGUAACGAGGCAUUUUAGCGCCGGGUCAGGCAGCCAUGCGCUCCACCCCCCUUUUUGGGUGUUGAAAGUUGGGAUGGUAUAUUUGUUCAGGUUUCAUAGUGUUGAUUCACUUAUUAUUUCAGAAUCUCUCCUUAUAACAUGUUUGAAGGGAACAAGACAUUACUUAGAACAGAACAUAACUUGUUAACACGCGUUCAUUGCAAGGUUAGAUUUCCUGCCUCUACGAUUAUAUGCAAUCCACGCAUUUUCAGUACCAAGAUAAUGAGUUUAUUUUAGGUAUGGUCAUUUUUUGUUAGUCAGGGCUGGGGUUUAGUUCUUGACUCCACAGUAAAACAUUUAUAACAACAAUAACAACAAUAUUUCCCUUACCCUAUUUGCCACUCCCAGCGUCCUCUGCUGCUCAUUAACAUAUUUGUGGAGGCCGGGUCCGGGCACGGAACGGCACACAAUCCGUUACAAUAUAUCAGCCUACCGUGAACUUCCGCAGCACAGACAGAAGUGUUCUAUUAAAAGAGAAUAUGCGCGUCAUUACAGAAACCACCGGCUAAAAUGCUGGACGUUGAUAUUAUUACUCUGGAUGUGUGUGCUUUAUUUUACACUGUGAAAUAUACCUUGGUUUAGAUAUGAAACAACACCGCGUGGUGUCAAAUUUGAAAAUGUAACACUUAAAAUCAAUACUAAUGGGUGGGAGUCUGGAACCAACUCCCCAGUAAAGUUGUUGAAGCUGACACCCUGGGAUCCUUCAAGAAGCUGCUUGAUGAGAUUCUGGGAUCAAUAAGCUACUAACAACCAAACAAGCAAGAUGGGCCGAAUGGCCUCCUCUCGUUUGUAAACUUUCUUAUGUUCUUUACAUUUCAUUACGUUUAUGGUAGUGUUGGUCCUGAAGGCUACAGGAGCGAAUAAAUAAAUAAGCAACGCACACGGAGGGGAAGUGAACGACACAGACAUGCGACGCUGGUUUGUGUAGAACCAGGUUCGUGCUAAGGGAGUGACGCGUUUCACUUUUCUAGUGCAGAGGCGCAUGCGAUCUUCAGAAUAUGCUAGGGAGGCGCUGACAGCUGUCAAGUGAAAACCAUUGAGAACCGCAGAACAAAAUUAUUACUGGAGUGGCAGUGCAUUAAGUCCGCCCCCCACGGAUGUGUGCGUGUGUGUGUGUGUGUGUGUGUGU